This is a messenger RNA of Papaver somniferum (opium poppy), 843 nucleotides long. RefSeq lists its product as uncharacterized. Gene Ontology annotation, molecular function: zinc ion binding. The transcript has a single exon. Lineage: Eukaryota; Viridiplantae; Streptophyta; Magnoliopsida; Ranunculales; Papaveraceae. The record is from RefSeq and is a predicted model, not a curated record. The coding region runs from base 1 to 843 and encodes 280 amino acids.
AUGAAGAGGGGGAUCUAUGGAAAGUUUUUUUGCAAAGAUUGGGAUUAUUUGGCUCAUUCGAAAAUAGAGGUUAAGUAUUAUGCUAACUUGCAGAAGUUUAUUGAUGUUUGGAGCACGGAUCAUAAGAAGGUUGUUGAGUAUUGCCUGAAUACAUGGUUGAAUCCUUGGAAGGAGAAGUUUGUUUAUGCAUGGACCAAUAGAUACAAGCACUUCAAAAAUGAGUCUACAAGUAUUGUAGAGCAGUCUCACGGGCUUUUGGAAAAAAAAUUGGAUCAAAAUAGGGGUGGGGUAGUUACGGUACAAGAAGCUAUUCACGAGCACGCAGAGGAUGACCUAAGGAAAAUAGUGAAGCAUAUGGAGAAAAGUAAAGACCGUUUUUUGAUGCAACACAUAAGGGACAAAGCUUUGUUACGGUUGGUAGCACACCAAGUAUCAUGGUGGGCAAUUAACUAUAUGAUGGAUGAGAUUAUACAUUUUAGAGUUAAAGCAGAGGCCGGAGAGGUGAUGAAGACGAAGUGUAAUUGUACAACCGAUAUUUGGCUCGGCCUCCCUUGUAAACAUAAACUUGGUGGGUACAAAGAUUACAUUCCUCUUGAAGAUAUCGAUCCAUUCUGGCAGCAACUUUCAUUCAUCCCAAAGCCCACGAGUUUAGCCGAUGAAGAAUUUGGAGACUUGGAGAUUGGCAAGUACAUCAACGAAAAAUACCGAAAAAUGAAUUGUGCAGGAAGACACAUUUUGGUUGCUAACUUGUGGCAUGCCGCCCGUAAGAUCUUGGGGUUUGAAGAAGAUCCAAUCAAACAAAAACCACCCGGAAGACCAACAACUAAAAUGUCAUUUAAAUAA